UCCGAGAAAUUGUGGAUGAGGUGAGCAUAAUGUUAGUUUUAUCUGUGCGUCGCAUUCCGCACACGUAUUCAAUGGUUGUCCACUCAUUCCACCAAGGACCCAAAUACAACGCAGACCAAUGGAUUUGACAAUUUUUGCCACUGGACAAAAUAUUUCAGUCUGUUACAAAGCCGUUUAUUCAGAUUGUCACAGUGUGACCUCUUAGCUAGUUUAUAACAUUUGCCUAAAGUAGCAGUUUAAGUAACAUUAGCUAAUUAAAGUUAGCAUGUUCCUUAUCUAACAUUAGCAGACAAAUAGGGGUGUCUGUACUCAUGUCACUGAUGGCUAACCUAUACCGUUAACCGUAGAGUGUAGGGUGUUAACACAGAGAUCACGAAUGUUCAUCUUCGGGUUCCACUCGUACCCUUUAUUCACUGAAAUUCCUCCAGAUUCCUUAAAUUGUUUAAUGACAUUAUUCACUGCAGAUGAAAAAAAUAUGCAAAUUCCUUCCAUUCUUUCUUUGAGGAACACUGACUUGAAUAAUUUCAAUAAUUUUCUCAUGCAUUUGUUAAGAAACUUGAAAUCCUCUGAUUCAUCCACCAACUGGAAACAUAAUUUUUUUGUUACAGUCUUCAAGGUGGUGCAUGCGUGUGCAGGCUUUUGUGGGUGGAGCUUAGAAUGAUGUAACAAAAAGUGCAUUCCUUAUAGUAUCAAUAAGGGGUCAUCUUUUUGAGUUAGAUUUGUCUGGAAAUCUGACCUUUAACCCCAGUGAGCUUGGUUUGAAUGAGCUUGCCCUUCACCGUUGUGAUUGGUCGUUGGCUGACCCUGCUAGGGCAAAAUUUGUGAAAAACUGGGUGAGAAAUUUAGUUCCUUGACCAAUGCCAAAAUGAACAGUUUAAGAGUAUUUCUGGAGUUGACCUCCAUCCACAUACAGUAGUAAGUUUGGAACAAACCAAACAAAGAACGUGGGAGCAGAAAGACAACAAAGACACAGACAGACAUCUUAACCCCAGUGACUGAACUUUGGCAAAUCUGACUUCACCUGAGUAGUUUGACGGUGCUUUUUGCAGACUAUUUGCUGUAUGUUUGUCCCAGUAAAACCUGGUGUUCAUCAGGGAUGUGUUCUGGCUCCAACACUAUUCAGUGCUUGCAUACGCUGGGUGUUGGGUAGGGCUGUGGAAACCAGCGGUUUGCAGACAUUGCUGUGAUCUUUGUGGAAUCCACGGGACACCCUGACUGCAACACUUGAGUGUCUGGAUUUGUUGUUAUCCUGGAUCAAGUCUAAGAUCCUGAACUUGUAGAGACGAUGCUGAUAUCUGUGCAGGAGGACCAAGGUCCAGGUUUUAAGGGUCUGGGUGUUUCCUGUCUUGCUGUAUGGCCCUGUGGCAUGUUUCUCUGUGCAUGAUCCAGCAUGCUCCCAUGACCCAAUUUGAUUCUGUCAUUUGGGGGCCAUGCACAGCACCAACAUAUUUCUCACCCCAAUGACCUUCACCUGUGCUCAAAAACAAACCCUUUUGGAGAAAUUCUGGGGUCGACCUUUGAGCACAUACCAAGUUUAGUGGAAAUCAACCAAAGGACCAGAGCGUAGUGGAGGAAUAAACACAUAAACAGACAAAAUUUGCUAAUAUUACAGCAUGAUGAUGUCAUAAAACAAUAAAGGCACCUUAACUGUAAAAGCUUUUGAUUCAUUCAGUUAUUGUGUUUAAAGAUAUGGCAAAACAGCUGAUCAAAUACACAUGAAUAAAUAGUUUUGUAAGAUUGUAUCAAAGUUGUGUUUUUAGUUUGUCCGGUUGUUGAGGCAAAUCCUUAAAAACCGACUCGGGUCUCUGUGUUCUUUGGGUUUGUGUCACUUUGUGAAGCUGUGUGAGGCAGCGCGGAUGGAUGGAUGGACAGAUGGAUGAGGGUUUUCUGUUAAUCAUUAACGUGGAUUAGCCCCGGUGUUCUGUAAAUAUGGUGAAUGUAUCCACAGCUUCAUCAGCGCUGCCUCCCCACAGCUUGGUUUUACCUGCUGAGGUUCUUCUGUCAGCUGGAAGAGGCCAGAGAAAGUUUUUUUUUAGAUGCUGGACAUUAUGUACGGGAUGUUUUAUCCUGCUGGGCCAGAGUGAAGCUGGAAUUUGGUGCACAGCGUUUAAGGAUUCUUUUGUACACAGAGCUGGUUUACAGCAGGACACAUGUUCUGCAGUGGACUGUUUCUUCACAGCAGGCCCACUUUACUGAACAUCUCCUUUGGAUGAUUGUGUCUGUUUUUUAAUCCCACGAUGCCGAUGAAGCGCCACAGAGAGACUUCAGCUGGCGACGGAGCACUCCUUAUCCACUCUUUAACCAAGACGGUGUGCAGCUCACCAGAAGAAACACGCACACACUUUAACGGACUGACGCAUUUCCAUCAGGAGGAGGAUUCUGGGAUUAAAUCAGAGAACAGUAAUGACACGCCGUCCUCUGAGGAAGACCAGGACCCGGCAGACUGCGACGCUGAUCGGAAACUCAACCAGAGCAUCGGCUCCAGGAAGACCAUCAGUCAGAUCAUCAAAGACAAGAAGAAACAGACACAGCUCACUCUGCAGUGGCUGGAUGAGAAUUAUCUGGUGUGUGAGGGAGUGUGUCUACCUCGUUGUAUUCUCUACGCACACUAUCUGGAUUUCUGCAGGAAAGAGAAGCUCGAACCAGCCUGUGCCGCUACAUUUGGAAAGACGAUCCGUCAGAAGUUUCCUCUUCUAACGACAAGAAGAUUGGGCACCAGAGGACACUCAAAAUAUCAUUACUAUGGAAUCGGCAUCAAAGAGAGCAGCGCUUAUUAUCACUCUGUGUAUUCUGGGAAAGGAUUGACGAGAUUUUCUGGAAGUAAGCUCAAGAAUGAGGGAGGCUUCACCAGAAAAUACUCACUGAGCUCCAAAACUGGCACUUUGCUGCCAGACUUCCCCAGUGCCCAGCACCUCCUGCUGAGUGGAAACAUCUCCAGAGAAAAGGUGGACACACUCAUCAUGAUGUAUAAAACACACUGCCAGUGCAUCCUGGACAAUGCCAUUAACGUCAACUUUGAGGAGAUCCAGAGCUUCCUGCUUCAUUUCUGGCAGGGCAUGCCAGACCACCUGCUGCCGCUGUUAGAAAACCCUGUUAUCGUGGACAUCUUCUCUGUCUGUGACUCCAUUCUCUACAAGGUUUUAACAGAUGUCCUGAUUCCUGCCACAAUGCAGGAGAUGCCUGAAAGUCUGCUGGCGGAUAUCCGUAACUUUGCCAAACACUGGGAGCACUGGUUAGCCUCUUCACUGGAGAACCUCCCAGAAUGCCUUGCAGUCAAAAAACUGCCCAUUGCACGCCGCUUUGUUUCUUCCCUGAAGAGACAGACCUCCUUCCUACACCUGGCACAGAUAGCCCGUCCGGCACUGUUUGACCAGGCUGUAGUCACCAGCAUGGUGUUUGAUAUUGACAAUGUGGAUCUCAGCAGUAUCAGCUCUCAGCUUCUGCUCAGUAUAACCUCUACUGGGGACCAGGACUCAGACAUGUACUCUGAAUAUGAUUCCAUCACCAUCUUCAAGGAGUUGAAGGAGCUUCUGAGGAAGAACGCCACAGUGGAGUCCUUCAUCGAGUGGUUGGAUUCUGUUGUAGAGCACAAAGUCAUUAAGCCCGGUAAGCAGAGCGGGCGCUCGGUGAAGAAGCGAGCCCAGGACUUCCUGCUCAGGUGGAGUUUUUUUGGUGCCAGAGUGAUGCAUAACCUCACACUCAAUAACGCCUCCAGCUUUGGUUCGUUCCAUCUGAUCAGGAUGCUUUUGGAUGAAUACAUCCUAUUGGCUCUGGAAACUCAGUUCAACAACGACAAGGAGCAGGACCUGCAGAACCUCCUGGACAAAUACAUGAAAAAUGCAGAUGCCAGUAAAGCUGCGUUCAUGGCCUCACCAAGUUCUUGCUUCCUAGCCAAUCGUAACAAGGCUGGCACCACCUCUGACCAAUCAGUGAAGAAUGAAUCUCUAGCAGAACACACGUACAUGUCUUUGUCAACAAAUCAGCAAGAAGAUCUGGAAACGAGUGCAGUUGUCUACCAGGGGACAGAUCCCACUGGGUUCACGGUUUCAGCAGGAGGUCAGGUGGACUUCUCUCAGAUCAGGAGCUCCCUGAUGACGCCUCCUAUCUCACCAGCACCAUUAGUGCAUCGAGGUUCUGUCAUUAACCAGGGUCCCAUGGCUGGGAGGCCUCUGACCUCCUCCACAUCCUCCUGCUCCUCCUACUCAGACACGUCAUACCAGUGCUUACCUCAGACCAGCUCAAGCUGCUACGCUCCCGUUAGUACUUCCUCAGCUCCUGGAUACCAGGCUGCACUCAGACCUCAGAGCCAGACCCAGUGUCUGGCUUCAGUUCAAUCCCAGGUUUCCUCGAUGACCUACCACCUCUCUCGGUACCCCACCUUCACAGACCAGCACCUGCCUAAAGAUGUCUUCUACAGCAGUGGCCAUCAUCCUUUGGUCCAUCACUCGUCCAGCAGUACUAACUGCUCCCUCACACCUUAUGCUUCUGCAGUCCGGCCCACGUCUAGCUACAGUUCUGUCUCAGAUUUAGUUCAGCCUCCUGUAGACCCUGGACUGGACCCCCAAGGAGCAGCUCAGAUACUGGACUCUGUGGAGAGCUAUGGCUUUGUGGGGGGUGGUCUGAACCCUUCCAGUGGUGGGUGCCAGGGAUCGGUGUACUCCGCUGCAGAACACAGCGGUUACUAUGGCAACAGUAAUUACCUAGAAAACCAGAGGAUGACGUCACUGAUUGACCAACACGUGUCCGUCAUCAGCAGUGUCGCCAGUCUUCGUCCAUUCCCUUCAUCGUACCCUGACGUAAACGACACUCUCACCAUGCCAGACGAAGCAGGGCGGAAAAUAACAGCGGCGUACUUCGGAGAGGUGGAAACGGGACCAGAUCAUUCCCUCCCGUCUUCAGUCUCUGCUCCCUGCAUGUAUGGAAUUCCGUCUCCCUUCACCUCACAGGAUGUGCUGCUCCCACAGCAGCGUGUGACAUCAUCUUCCGAGGUCCCGGACCUGGUGUCCUCCCUGCCUCCCAUCAACACCGUCUUCAUGGGAACAGGUCCAUGAUGGAGGACACCUCCAAACCUGUUUUGGACAAAGAUGCAGACAUUAAGAGUCCCAUCAGAGCGGCUCUGAUUCAGAAUGUGUGUGUUGUUGGAUUUGGAUCAAGUCGAGCAGCGUGAGAGGGUGAGUGACAGGCAACAAGGCUUCAGAGCCAAAGUCCAACCCAGGAUGUCCUGGUUAUACCGAAGAGUUGGGGCUUUAAACCAGCGCGGCCACGAAGACACUCGUCACAACAGGGCGAGUCAGAGUAAUUUAAAAACUACUGCGCUUUAUAGAAAGAGGAAAUUACACAAAACAUCUAAACUCUGACAAAACCGACGCUGACGAAGUUCCACACUUGAAAUCCACCGCCAUGUUUUUCAUUUUCCCUCUUUGAAGUCACAGCGCCGUUGUACUGGUGCAAUGCCUUCAGGGCUUCCAUUUGUUCUGUGUGCAGAUAUUUCUAAAUAAAGUGCUGUAAAUCAGA
This is a messenger RNA of Thalassophryne amazonica, 5514 nucleotides long. RefSeq names its product regulatory factor X, 6 (gene rfx6). The record is from RefSeq and is a predicted model, not a curated record. NCBI's taxonomy places the organism in Eukaryota, Metazoa, Chordata, Actinopteri, Batrachoidiformes, Batrachoididae. Gene Ontology annotation, molecular function: DNA-binding transcription factor activity, RNA polymerase II-specific; RNA polymerase II cis-regulatory region sequence-specific DNA binding. The transcript has 20 exons. The coding region runs from base 2238 to 5051 and encodes 937 amino acids. Gene Ontology annotation, biological process: regulation of transcription by RNA polymerase II.